AGAAUUGUACCCUCGGAUGUCUUGAACCAGCCGCAGCUUUCCCUUGGACCACGGGCCGCCAUUUCCUGCUGUGUGCCCAAGGAAUACACGAGCUGGAACAACUGAACGGACUUCUCACAGUUGUGCGCUAUUCAGAGUUAUCGCUUUUCAUGGUGAAGCAAUUCACCCUUUUGCUGACAUGGUGGUUGGGGGCACACUCACACUUUUGUCAUUGACAACAUGUUCACGAGCUUCCCCCGCGUGGAUCGAAUCGUCCCAUGUUCAUUGUAUGCAACAGUACAAUUAUGCGAUAUAUCUGUUCUUGCCACGGACGCGGCCUCAACCAACUGCGCGAUAACGAGGCAGGCCGAAACGAGCCAGCCACCACAAGUGUCCUGGCCGAACCUCGAGCUGGAUGGAUUCCAGGCUGUGGUUCACCUCAAGCAUGGCAUUGCGCAUUGCGUACGAAAGUGCUGUCACCCGAUGGGGUCUACCCAGACGGGUGUCCGCUCACGGCCAAAAAGCCAGUCUCGUGAGAUAUUCCACAUCAUGCACUUCCUACAUCACAAGCAGUAGCUCCCACGAUCCACUUGGAAAGCAAUGCGUCAUCACACAAUGCGACGGGACGGCCGGCCGCUUCGGUGGAGGCGACAGCGACGGUUCUACCGGGCGGGCUAUGACGGCCGCAACAUGCUUCGUCACGAUUGC
Aphanomyces invadans is the source of this 687-nucleotide messenger RNA. RefSeq lists its product as hypothetical. The record is from RefSeq and is a predicted model, not a curated record. NCBI's taxonomy places the organism in Eukaryota, Oomycota, Saprolegniomycetes, Saprolegniales, Verrucalvaceae. The transcript has 4 exons. The coding region runs from base 220 to 555 and encodes 111 amino acids.